Alternaria atra is the source of this 639-nucleotide messenger RNA. RefSeq lists its product as uncharacterized. The transcript has a single exon. Lineage: Eukaryota; Fungi; Ascomycota; Dothideomycetes; Pleosporales; Pleosporaceae. The coding region runs from base 1 to 639 and encodes 212 amino acids. The record is from RefSeq and is a predicted model, not a curated record.
AUGAAGUACACAAUCGCCCUCUCCGCCCUCGCCGCCAGCGCAAUGGCAACCUACUCCUCCGACUGCGCCGAGCCCUCGCACACCAAGACUGUCACCACCGGCGAACCUUCUGCGACGCCCACCCCACCCGCCGUCGACAACGGCUACUUCGGCGUCGUCUCCGCGCGCUCUGCCUCCCCCAUCCACCUCCAAUCCCUCACCGCACGCGGCGGCAAGUUCUACCUCGGCGGCGGACCCCCCUCUUCUUACUGCCCCGCUGAAACCAUCGGCGCGGAGAACUGCCCACCGGGUAACAGCACCGUUCUCACUGGCGGUGCCGGCACCCUCUCUCUCGGUGUUGUGGUCCCUGGUGGCCAGCAAGUCUACGUUGCGCCCGACGGUGCGUUGAGCUACACAGUCGCACACAGCGCGUACAUCCCCGAGGGCAGCGACAUCGAUGGCUUCAGCCGGACUGCUCCCACAAAUGGGAAUGCGUUCGGGUACUUGAACUUUGAGACAGGCUUCGUUGCUUGCCCGGCUGCUGAGGGAGAGGGAUACCAGGUCUACGGUCAGAUUACGACGGGUACCUUUGGUGACGACUGCUUGGGCUUCAGCGCUCUUACCGUUGCGACUGAGAAGCCUGGUGCGUGGCAGUACUAG